Callorhinus ursinus (northern fur seal) is the source of this 6682-nucleotide messenger RNA. It is a transcript of the gene ZNRF2, whose product is annotated as zinc and ring finger 2. Lineage: Eukaryota; Metazoa; Chordata; Mammalia; Carnivora; Otariidae. The record is from RefSeq and is a predicted model, not a curated record. Gene Ontology annotation, molecular function: ubiquitin protein ligase activity. Gene Ontology annotation, biological process: proteasome-mediated ubiquitin-dependent protein catabolic process; protein K48-linked ubiquitination. Gene Ontology annotation, cellular component: intracellular membrane-bounded organelle; cytoplasm; membrane.
UAGUCCGGGUGCACUUUGGAGCGGCGCUGCUCAUCGGCCUUCCGGUGCGAGGGCCGGGGAACCUCCUCCCCUACUGGGCACCCCCACCUUCGUGGCCCAGAACCUCCCCCCCUCGCCCCUCCUUCGCAGGGGGUAGUGGGGCGACGGUUGCCGGGAAGCGCGCGCCGCCCCUCCCUCCCCUCCUCCAUCCUCUCCUCACGCGCCACCCGUUUUUCCUCUUUCUCCGUUAAUAACAGCUGGGUGGCUGGGGGAGGAGGGAAGGUGGCCCCGGCGGAGUCUGGGCGGGCGCCUCCCACUCACCCGCGAGCCGCCGUGUGAGCGGGAGGAUGGCGGCGGUAGCUGCGGCCGCCCGGGAGGAGGCGGUACCGAGGCCCGGGGCGCAGAGAGCGGCGACGACGGCAGAGAGCGGUAGCGACCCGUCGCGGCGCACCAGAAUCGAAACCAGCGGCAGCCGCACAGCCACCUGAGCCGCCCCUCCCGCCGGAGCUAGCGAGUGGCGUCCGCCGCAGCCCGACCUCCUUCCUCUCCUCUCCUCGUUUCCCGCGACUUCCCGCAGGCCGCCGGUCUCGCCCGCCGCUCCCGAACACAAGAGCGCGCCGGGCGCCGACCGCCCUUCGGGGCGCCGGGCGGCGGCCCUGGACGUGCGGGCUUCUCCUUGCGCCGGCCGCGGCGCUUCGGCCCUGCCCGCUCGCUCCUGCGCUCGCUCCCGCCCUCCCGGCGCUCGGGGCGCCGCGCGCGGGCCCGGCCCGGGGCAGGGCGGCCAUGGGCGCCAAGCAGAGCGGCCCGGCCGCUGCUAACGGCCGCACCCGUGCCUACUCGGGCUCGGAUCUACCUUCCAGCAGCAGCGGAGGGACCAAUGGGACCGCGGGCGGCGGCAGCGGCACGGGGGCGCGGGCCGCGGCCGCGGGGAGGUUUCCGGCUCAGGUGCCCGGCGCGCACCAGCCCAGCGCCUCCGGCGGCGCCGCGUCGGCCUCGGCGGCUCCGCGCAGUCGCUCCCUCGGCGGGGCCGUGGGGAGCGUGGCGUCGGCGGCCCGCGCGGCGCAGUCCUCCUUCAGCAUCCCCAACAGCAGCAGCGGCCCGUACGGCUCGCAGGACUCGGUGCACAGCAGCCCCGAGGACGGCGGCGGCAGCAGAGACCGGCCGGCGGGCGGGGGCUCCGGCGGCCCGCGCCUGGUGAUCGGCUCCUUACCAGCUCACCUCUCGCCGCACAUGUUUGGAGGAUUUAAGUGCCCCGUAUGCUCAAAAUUUGUACCUUCAGAUGAAAUGGAUUUGCAUCUUGUGAUGUGUUUAACAAAGCCAAGAAUAACCUAUAAUGAGGAUGUACUGAGUAAAGAUGCUGGGGAAUGUGCAAUAUGCCUUGAAGAAUUGCAGCAGGGAGAUACUAUAGCACGACUGCCUUGUCUAUGCAUAUAUCAUAAAGGCUGCAUAGAUGAAUGGUUUGAAGUAAAUAGAUCUUGCCCUGAGCACCCUUCAGAUUAAGCAUCAGCUUCCUGUUUUAUAGGUUUUCUUGUCUUUCCAAGAUGCUUGAAAAACUGAGAGGAUAUGAGGAUCUGUCUCUGGAAAAAGAAAAACAAAACUGCAGGCAUAUUCAGCCAGAAAUCUGAGUUCUGUGAGCCUUGGUAAUGCAGAGAUGGACAAUCAUACAGGGGAAUAACCCUGCUGAAGAGAGGACAGUUGCCACAGAACUCAGUGUACCAAACAUGCAUAUAAAGGACACACAGGGAUUUUGAAAAUGCUGCACAUCCCUUAAUAGUCAUCUACAUAGGUAACACUGAUAAACAUUUUGUAUUCAGACGCCAAAGUUAACUGAUUUAGAAGUUGAUUUUAUUAAGUUCUGUAGAGCCGCGCAACUAGUUGUGUUUUGACUUGUUUUUUGGUUGGGGGUCACUUUAUUUUCCCCAACACGAUGUUUCUGCAUUCAUCUAAAACUGAAAACCACAUAAUGUACUUCUUAUAAAUUAAAGUCUUAAAUGUGAAACCAAGAAAUGUAAUCAAGCAGUAAAACAUUGUCUGAAUGUAGACCAUGAUCUCAAGUUCUUCUAUUUUUUUCCCCCAAGAGUGGAAAAUAGACUUAUACAUAGGAGAGCUAAAGUAUGUUAAUAUUUGAAAUGAAAAGUGUAACAGUACCAGAAUGCAGUCCAAAGAGUAAAUCAAGUUACAUAAUUACAUUUUGAUGAACUAAAUCGAAUUGCGAUUUAUUAAAUGUAUUAUUUCCUCUUAAGUAAAACUGCUCAGUAAUCAGUAAUGAAUCAUCUUGCAGCUAUGCAACUUUUAAAAAAAAAAAUACAAAUUACGAAUUUUAAGUGCUGCCAGCUAUAAUAACUUUGUUUUAACGGGUAUUUUUAUUUGUUCUUUUCAUGUAAUUAUUUUAUUGUGCUUUGCAUCUCCAGAAAGUUUUCCCACAUUUGGGUAGAAUGUUUAGCAGGUUGUAAACUUAGUAACUUAUGAAAAGGGUAAAAUAAAAUUUUCUUGCAUGGAACUUGGAAUAAUUUGAGGGACAUUUUAUAUACUUUUAAAAAUCAAUUUAAUCGGGAUGCCAGAUUUAUAGCAAUUUGCAUCUUUAAUUUUCCAGAUAAUCUGGAGGUUAGUGUUUGAAAAAUGAUUUUUUAAAGCAAAUAUGAAGAUUUUGUUAAUUUAUAAUUUAUUAAUGUGUUAUUACUGUAAUUGAAAAUGUUAUAGAGACUUUUAAAUUCAGUCUUGUGUAGAAGGAAAUGUAUUAAGCAAAAUUAUGUGAAUAAAUAUUCCCACAAAAUACAUUUGAAUGGUUAAAAAAUACUGGAAGAGAGCAAUCAGGGCUACAAUAGUGAAUGUCUUUUUUUUUUUUAAUAUAAAAAGAUACCAAUAAGUAGAUUUCAUGUUUUCAUCAUACAGGGAAAAUGUUAUCAGUGAACAUUUAAGCAGUGCACUUUACUUGGUAUAAUUGAAAGUUGCACAGUACUGUUUCCUUAUUUUAAACUGUAUUUAAGUAUUUGCUUUUCUGUUUAAUGCUGCUACUCUUAUUCUCAAAUUUUUCCCGUAUUUCUGCUUCUGUUUCAUAUUUUUUGAAAGGGCAUGUACAGGAGCAAAUGCUGCUACCCAGAAAAAUUGGUGUUUUAGAAGCAAUUAAAAGAAUUUUCAUUGCUUUUUGUGUGAUUCUAGACCAGAUAACAUUUUCCCUAAAGUUAUGCUGUGAAAUGCCUUUAGUUAUGCUGCAGUUGACAAAAGCAUCCAAAACCUCAGUUGUGACCACGGACAGCAUGAUUUCAUAGGUGCUUUUUAAACCAGUUAUGGGAAAUACUCUUCCCUCAAGGAAAAUAUUCUUUCCUUAAAUUUUUUUCUGUUAUCAUGAAAUCUUAAUAGGAAUCCAUUUUGUUUCACAUUUUUAAUUUUGUAAGCUUUAACACAUAGACACAUACCCCCCCCCCCCCGGAGAAGCCUCAUAGAAUAUUCUGUGAAUGAUUCAUUUUUUUCUACUACUGGUAUAUUGUUAUGGUGAGAAUUGUUUUGUUGUCUUCCGUUCUUGAAGGCAGAGAUUAACUCUGGCUAUAGUAAUUACCUAUUAAUAUUCUCCUGGAAGUUGAUUUUCAGAUACGAUUUACUCAUGGACUUUUUAAUUUCCUAAGCUUAUGUUCUUUUCCUUGUUUGUACCGUAUUCUCGGUCUCUCGCUCAGCCUCUGAUUCUCAUAGGGUCCUGUGCGGCAGCUGCUACAGUGGGAGCCCUGUGCUGUAGAAGAAAGUUCAGUGUUUAUUUGUGUCGAGUGCUAUUUGAUUAUUAUAUUUGUCUAGAACAGUAUUUACUUAAAAUCUGUUUAUAGCAAUCCCUUUUUUGUUAAAAUUGACAGAGGUUAGCACUUUUUUACUUUAAGUUCAGUCUCCAUCAGUGAUUCCUUAAAAGAAUUUAGAAAUUGAAAAGAAAAUGUUUUUAUAGCCCAGAUACUCUGGUUUUUAUUCAAAGUCAAAGUUGCUACUCUGGAAAAUAUUAUAAUAUUCUACAUAAUGUGGCUUACAAUAUUUGUAAAUCUGUACGUGGACACAGAAUAGUGUAAGUAGGAUAUAAAAUCACAUUAGGUAUAUUUAAGUACAUAGCUUGAAACUACUGACAAAUGAAUAUUAUGGAGGCAAAAUAAAGAUCAAAAACCUAGACACCAAGUUGGUGGUAGCUUUCUAGAAUCUUUGUAAAUAACAUGUUUUCCAGUAAGAUCGCACUUACAUAUUUAGAAAGCAAUAUGUUCUGAAAUUUCACUUUAGUGCCACUCUUCAUAAUGGGUUUAUUGCCAAUUUUGACUCCUCGUUUUACUUUGAUCUGGCUCUUUGGGUUUUGUUGUUGUUGCCAGAAUGUAUAAGAGAUAGUAAGAUUAUUCUAUCUUACUUUUUGACUUUUUGCCAGAGAAAUUAGACUAAGCCUCAUCUUAAUCUCUGUUUUUCAGAUCUGGUUAUAAAUCUGAUAUAGAUUGUAUUUUAAGAGCAGUGUUUGUGAUUGAAAUAUAAAUAAUGGUUUCUAUAACGAUUUUUUUUUUGUGAUAGCGGAACAACAUUUAAAAGGCCAUGUUAACUUGCAUGCUAUAUGGGUUUUGGUUUCUUAGUGCAAGUCUUAUACUUCUUUUAAAUGUUAUACUGUUAUUUCAGUUCUCACCCACUAAACACUGUAUUAGAAUGUAGCCCCAAAUGUCUGAGGGUGUGGCACUGUCAGCAUAUUUGCAAUAUGUAUUUUGAAAAGAUUUCAGGUUAAAAAUGUAUUCAUGAAAAUGGCAUAUUCCUUUUCAAAGCUUAUUUUACUUUCUAAGUUUGGGUAUAAUGAAGUUUAAGAGCAGUCGUUUAAAUUAACUUCCUAUAUAGCAAGACUAAGAGAUAUUUCUUUAAAUGAAAAAAAACAAUAAAUUAAAUGUAAAUAUUACCUAAUUUUGUAUACUAACUUGGAGAGUUGAAGAAAGGAAAUUUCCUGACAAUGAGCUACUAUGUUCGAACAAAGCAUGAAACUUUUUCUAAAAAUUCAAGAAUAAUUGAAUUUCGUAUCUGAUUGAUAAUCCAUAUUAUGCAUCAAUAAUAUCCAAACCAUCUUAUUUUUCCACAGAGCAAGUUUACAUAUAAAUCAGAUUAUUGAGAACUUUGUAAACUGCACAGAGGCAAAUGUUGCUUAUUAAUUGUGAGUACAGUUCGUUAGUUGCAGGAAAUCUUCUGGUUCAUUGGGGCCAUUUUCUUGCAGUUGGAUCUAUCUUGAGGUGAACUCAGUACAUAUUGACAAUGUGUUAAAUGUGAAGUGUCCCUUGUUCCUGUACAGAUACUAAGUUUAAAAAAGAAAAAAAAUUCCAGCAUGCCAGUAUUUUGUCUUUGGCCUAUCACCCUGCAACCCCUUUUUUGAAGUGUGUAACUUCUGAUUUUUUCUUUGCUAUAUUGUGAAUAACAGUAGUUAAAUUAUCUGUUUUAUUGUCUACUUUUCUUCUCUAUCCAGAUCUUUUCAUUCUGAAACCAGAUUGCUCCUUGGUUUUCUUUAGAGGAAGUUGCUACUUGGUAUACUCCUACUAGUGAUUCUUACUGGGGAACAGCUGAAUGGGUAAAACUUCUGUUAAUAACUUACCCAGGCAGUACUUUGAGUGCCGUAUUCUGUGAGUGCUGUGUUUAAGUUAGGAAGCUGAAUGUUCUUUUUAAAUCACAGAAUUCCUGAAUUGAAUGGGAAGUACCUGGUCUUUGAAGUUAAGCUGAUUCUCUGGAAAGAACUAAAAGCGUGGAAGAAAACCAGAUAUAUUAAUGUUAAGUUUUAGCUGAAACAUUACUAUACUUAGGGGAGUUGGUAUGUAUUCAGAUACUUAAGCCAUCAUUAAUUUUAGACCAGUGGCUAAUAAUAAGAUAAAUUGUUGGUUGCUUGUUUAUAGAGAAGCAAAGAGCAAUAUGGCAUAAACUCAUAUCCCAGAAAUAAAGGAAAAAUUUUAAGGUGAUACUGUAGUAUCUGUCAACCAACAUUGUGCUUCUUAGCUCUGCCCUGGACUGUGAGGCACCUGUCAGGACCCCACAUCUUAGAAUAUGUGACUGAUUUCUCCUAUUAUAAAUUUUCAUGCCUGCCUUUUUGAUUUGAUACGCUGAGAUUGAUAGGUACCAAUGGUUUAAUGUUUAUAAACUUACAGUUCACCUCUGCCCUCUUUCCAGUGAACCUGGUGCUAGCGUUUUGAAAAGGUUACAUUUUAGUCAGUAGCAUUUUUGACACCUGUGUGCAUAUGAUACAGUUAACAGACCCUGUGGGGAGAUUAAGAGAGAUUUUGGAAUUUGAUGAUGGUAUUGAUCUUUAUUACAGAAAUCCAUUACAUUUUAUUUCUUUGCAAUGACUGAGUAUCAGUUUCUUAGAAAAUCACAGUAAUAAUAUUCAUUGCUUUGUUCAUAGUUUCAACAAUGACUGUUCUGUAAUACCUCUUACUUUCCUCUAUUAGAAAGUACUUUCCUGUUAAAUAAGAUCAGAAGCAUCCAUCACAAGAAAUAUAGAAAGUGUAUUAGGAACAACUUGUAUUAGUAUGUUCUAAACUAAAAUGGAACAAUUCAUUACUGCUAUCUUAAUAAAUAAAACUUCCAAAUGAUCUUGCCAAAUUAUCCUGUUAUUUAGAAAUAGAAAAUAGAAUGUUUUCGAGGAAAUUUGUCAUAUCUGCUGUAAUGUCUAGAAGUUGGCAGUAUAUUACAAUAAAACAGAAUUAUCUGAUUGCUGAAAGGUUACCAUGAA